Penaeus monodon (black tiger shrimp) is the source of this 855-nucleotide messenger RNA. RefSeq names its product serine/arginine-rich splicing factor 11-like. The record is from RefSeq and is a predicted model, not a curated record. Bases 1 to 855 code for a protein of 284 amino acids. The transcript has 3 exons. Lineage: Eukaryota; Metazoa; Arthropoda; Malacostraca; Decapoda; Penaeidae.
AUGAUCUUCAGGGCUGUUUCUGCUUGGGGCUCGCAAAGGGCGCCAUCGCCCAAUGCUCGGUUUUUAAUGUUUUGCAUACCGCCCCCAGAACUCGACCCUGGAAUUUCGGGCCUCGAGAAACACUCUUUAAAGGAAAACCCCGUGUUGGGGUUUUUAAAGGGGAAGAACAAUGGAGACUUAAAGUUGAUAUCUGACAAAUUCAUUACAGGGAGAGUAGAAUUAAGGGUUUUUUACAAUAGGCAACAGAUAUUGAGAAUUCUCGAGAGCGUUUUAAGCAAGGGCGGAUUGGUCAAGAAUUCUUGCUCUGAGGCCAGGAAUUACAAGAAGUCCGAGGGCCCAAAAAACAAGAAACUCCAGGCCAAGAAAAGCAAGAACUCCCGCCAAAAAAAGCAAGAACUCCCCGGCCCAAAAAGCAAGAACUCCAGGCCCAAAAAAGCAAAAACUCCCGGCCAAGAAAGCAAGAACUCCAGGGCCAAGAAAAGCAAGAACUCCCAGGCCAAAAAGCAAGAACUCCCAGGCCAAGAAAGCAAGAACUCCCAGGCCAAGAAAAGCAAGAAAUCCCGGGCCAAAAAAAGCAAGAACUCCCAGGCCAAGAAAAGCAAGAACUCCCAAAACCCAAAAAAAGCAAGAACUCCCAGGCCAAGAAAAGCAAGAACUCCCAGGCCAAGAAAAGCAAGAACCCCGGACCAAAAAAAAGCAAGAACUCCCAGGCCAAGAAAUGCAAGAACUCUCGGCCAGAAAAACAAGAACUCCCAAAGGGCCCAAAAAAAGCAAGAACUCUCAGGCCAAGAAAUGCUUAAGCAAGCUGGAAAGUCUACGCUUGAACUCGAGUAUCUUCCACGAGAAACAUUUUAA